Caenorhabditis auriculariae is the source of this 3308-nucleotide messenger RNA. The record is from the annotation of a GenBank genome assembly. Lineage: Eukaryota; Metazoa; Nematoda; Chromadorea; Rhabditida; Rhabditidae.
AUGCGGACGCUAAUUACGGCUUUGACGCGUGCUCCCAUUUGUGCAAAAGUUGCUCCAACGGCGUUUUUGAGCCGACGGUAAACAUUUUUGUUUUUGAUUCAUUUCUUUUAUUUGCUUUCUCUUUCAUGUUUACGUUUCGUCUUGAGUUUUUUGAUAGUUGAAACCCGUUUUUAAUGGUAAUCGCCAUUCUUCUGAAAUGCCUACUUUCGAUUCAAAUUAUAUUAAAAAUAUUGUUUUUUUAGCGACGAUUUUUUUAUCCCUAAUCUACGAAAAAUCUCAAAUCUUCUGAUGCGGCAACUUUUGCGCUUUUCUUUUCGCCUCCACAGCUUUACCUUAUCGAUUAUUUUUGUGAGUAGUGGCAGGCUAGUGCGCUCAUUGCUUCAAUUUUGUCUACGCCAUUUUUUUAUUAUUUUUUUUUCGGUCUUGAUGAAAAGUUGAAAAAGUUUUUUUUCCAGAAUGGUUUUCACUCCGGUACACAAGGAUGAACAACUUUUUGUCGACACUGCUUUAAAUCUAGUCAAACAAGCUGGAACUGUUGGUUUGUAUGUUGAGAAAGAUGUUUUUUUUUUGAUUGCAGUUAGUUCGCAUGGCUUUCGAAGCGAAAGAAUGUGCAGUGAACACGAAAGCUUCUGACACCGACCUCGUAACAGAGACGGACCAAGCCGUCGAGAAACUUCUUAUCGAAGGGCUUUCUACCUCUUUUCCUGACCACAAGUGCUUUUUAAUCAGUAAAUGUACAGAACGAAGAAAUUGUUCAGGUUCAUCGGCGAAGAAUCCGUUUCUGGCGGAGCCAAAACCGAAUGGACGAAUGCUCCCACGUGGAUGAUUGACCCGAUCGAUGGAACCACCAACUUUGUUCAUAGGUUAUACUUCUUUGAUUUCUUUUAAUUGGGACUAAACAUGGGACAGUAUUUUUUGGCAACAAAGAGGAUAAUUUUUUGACUAUUGAGGUUUUUUUUUCCUGGUUUUUGCUCAUUUCAAUCUUUAAAUAUGAUCACUAACUUCAAAUUUUGAAGCUCCUUGAAUGAGAUAAUAACUGAAAUAUAUCUUUGUGGGGGUCUUGUCCUGCCUAUUUCUAAUUGUUUCAGAAUUCCAAUGAUUGCAAUUUGCGUUGGGUUGGCCAUCGACAAGCAACUGCGAGCGGGAAUCGUCUACAAUCCAAUAACUCAUGAACUAUAUCACGCCCAGGUACCGAAGCGAAAGGCCAACUUCAACCUUGAUAAUUAUUCAGGUCGGUAUGGGAGCCUUCAAAAACGGAUUCCGCAUCCAUGCGUCGGCCACUAAAGGUUUUUCUUCCUCCAUCUGCAUGGUUACGAGAAUUACUGCUGCUUUUCGAUUCUUAAUAGAUAUUUUUUUCUGCUGCUCAGAUAUAAAAAAGGAAAAUAUCAAGCGCUGUGUUUGAUACAUUAGUUGUAGGCCUAUGUGAAUUUUUCUUCCGCUAAAAGAUUGCUACUAAUUCCCUUCCUACUUUUCGAAAAAAGUCGAUUCAACUAAAUUUGAGCUGAUUUACGUCUUUUUUUGACACUCAAACCUUUUUUGUCAUCAGGCAGAUUUUGGAGAAAUUUGUAGAGCUGUGCCGUUCGGUUUUGUGUCUUUCGAUGGGAAUUCACAACAGGACCAUAUUUGGAGAUUCAUGGCUCGAUAAGGCAGCCUCCAACAUGCGGAAUCAGAUCCUUGCCGGCGUCCGUGGGUUAGUGGAAGCCAUGGAUAUAUUGCGAUGCCCUAGGUUUCCCCAAGCAGCAGUAGUACUCGAAAAAAAAGAACAUAGUGAUAUUGCCCAAGUGAUGUGCCGAGUUCCCAAGCACGUCUCUUGGCCCUGUAAGAGUGCAAUCGAGCUGCUUGCAGAGAUCUCGCGCAGCGUAGUGAUCACGCAGUUGGGAACCCUGCGGAGUAGCGAAAUGGCUAAGUCUUACCUCCAAACGUAUAGUUCGCUGAUGUUUGACAAAAACUGUCAUGGGUAACGAUUUCUUCGCACUUUGGCUUUAGUUAGCGUGUUUGCACCAUUUUUUUGAAAUUACACUCUCAGAAACAAUAAUUUUCAAAAUUUUGAAAAAAAAAUUGUUGGUGUUUUUUUUUAUACUGAGGAAAUUUUGUCAGAAUUCAUAAUCAUAUGCAAAUCACCAAAUUUGAAACUUUUUUUUUCCUUUUUUUAUGAGGUUAACUGCUUCGAAAAAUAUCACUGGGAUUGAUGGUAGGAAGGAAUUUUUCGCGAAUAUUCGUGAGUGUGAAGUGUGUAUACACCAAAUCUUCUUUUUAUAAAUUUUCCUAGUUUUUUGUGAACAGAAGUUGAUGGAGAAUGCAAACAGAAAGAAUAAUGCCGUGUUCAAAGUAAUUUCCGCGAAAUGCAAAAUGGUCUCUGACCCUCCAAAAUUUAGUUAUCUUUCUCUUUCUCUGACGGCUAUUUUGAAUUUCGCGGAAUCACUUUGAACACGGCAUAAAAAUAAGAAUGACGUUCUGCAGCGAUUUUUUUGACUGUGUGUAUGCGGGAAAGACGCAUUAUUCGAUGAAAAGGGGGUUGAAAAAAUUAAAGUGUUCUUGUGGUCGAAACACGAUAUACUCACAAUAAAACAACAAACGAGAAAAAUUGAAAAAAAAAAGAUAAAAAAAUCAAAAAAGAGGUGCAUAUUCCCAAGGAUCGUUUUCCAAGAUAGGUGUGUGCACAAUUCACGCUCACGAAUGUUCGCGGACUCAAAAUUCCUUCCUACCAUCCGGUGAUUAUAAUCAGGCAAAACUUGAAGAGGCAACUUUGAAUUAAAAUUAUUUGGAGGGCGACUGCGACGCGUUGCCUCUAUUUUCGAGCACUUUCACCACUUUGCAAGUCUUUGCGAAAUUCGAGCAUAAAAAUCAUUGUUUUCAAAGUCUUUCUAACUCAGAAAAAUCCCGUUUUAGUUCACAUUUGAAAAAGAUCAUUUUCGUUACGAGACUCUUAAUUUUGAGGCGAUUUCUUCUUAUGUUCAGACUGUCAGAAAAAUUUUAAUGAUGAUUUCAAUAAUUCAGACAUCGAUCAUUCGGGUCAGCCGCUAUAAACAUGGUGAUGGUGGCGCAAGGGAGCUGCGACGGCUAUUUGGAGUACGGAAUACAUUCCUGGGACGUCGCCGCAGCUUCGGUCAUUGUCAGCGAAGCUGGUGGCGUAAUGCUCGAUCCCACCGGUAAACUUUUUCUUCGCGACUUUUAUGUCCUUCAAUUGGCUAUUUUCAGGUGCACCCUUUGACGUGAUGUCGCGGAAGAUCCUCUGUGCCGGCACCCCUGAACUUGCCAAGGAGCUCAUCUCCACCCUCACUCACGUCGAGUACGACCGCGAAGCAUAA